AGGGGCGUAAAAUAAUCCGCCAUUUUGUCCCAAUAAUUUCGUUAAAAUAAAAUUAUAAAUCGUAAAUAACCAAGCUAAUCUCAACACGAAAUAUUUUUUUGAUAAACAGUGCAGUGUUUCAGGACCUGUGAUAAUUUUGUGUGGAACUAUUUUUUGUUUACGUUCAGUUUGACGUUUUAUUGUUGGACGAUUUUGACGUCGAAAAGAAAGAGCUCCUCUAAAUAAAUCAAAAUGGGCACAAGAGAGGACGAAUACGAUUAUUUGUUCAAAGUGGUGCUGAUAGGAGACUCCGGAGUAGGGAAGUCCAGUCUGCUCUCGCGUUUCACUAGAAAUGAAUUUAAUUUAGAGUCCAAAUCUACAAUUGGUGUGGAAUUUGCCACUAGAAGUAUAGAGGUGGACGGCAAGACCAUAAAGGCCCAGAUCUGGGACACGGCGGGCCAGGAGCGGUAUCGCGCGAUCACGUCCGCAUACUACCGCGGCGCGGUGGGGGCUCUCCUGGUCUACGACAUCGCGAAGCACCUGUCCUAUGAGAAUGUGGAGCGGUGGCUGCGCGAGCUCCGUGACCAUGCUGACCAGAAUAUACUGAUCAUGCUGGUGGGGAACAAGAGCGAUCUUAGGCACCUCAGAUCGAUCCCGACGGAGGAGGCGAAGGCGUUUGCGGAGAAGAACGGCCUUAGUUUUAUUGAGACGUCCGCCCUCGACUCCACCAACGUGGAGCCUGCAUUCCAGAACAUUCUCACUGAGAUCUACAGGAUCGUCUCUCAGAAGCAGAUGCGCGACCCGCCCGAGGGCGACGUGAUCCGCGCCGACGUGGAGCCCGUGGACGUGCGGCCGCAGGACAGCCGCAAGCAGUGCUGCCAGUAGACAGAGUCCAUUAAAUCCUGGAAGGCGAAAGAAGUAAGCGUGUAUGGAACACUAAAUGCAAUCAACAGGAAUCAUUCCCAUAUAAUGGUCAAAGCGACGUGAAAACAUGAAUAUAACUAAUGCUCAAACCUGUCUGCCCUUCUUUCAAGAUUACUGACGUUAGAAGUGAUAAUUCAUCUAUGGUAUUUGUACGUAGGAUCGUGUAGUACGAAUGGUUGCCUAUUUUUCCAGGCCGAUUUUAAUAGCAGUCUCUCUAAUAGACUCAAGACAAAUAUCUCAACUUAAUUAACUGCCAUUUAGGGUUUAUGACUUUACUGUAAUAUUUUGUGAAGCAAUCAAUAUAACAUAAUCAUAGCUAAGUCUUAAACUAUACAAGCCUAAUAAGAAUUCCUUUAACAUCUUAAAUAUUCUUCUAAUUAUGGUCUAAAAUAUUUAUGUGUAUGAUGUUAAAAGUAAGUUAUACUUGCAUCGAACUAUUUGUAAUAUUAUAAUCGCAAAGUUUGUUAAGUUGAUGUUUGUGGAAGUAAAAUGUUGACUGUAAAUGCGAGAGAUAAUUUUUGUAAGAAAGGCAUAAAGAACAGCGGUACAAAAAUGGGAAAAGUGGUCUUGAAAUAAUGGCAGAUAUUCUGAGUGGCAAUAAAUUCGUCUGCAGUAAGUGGCUCAUGUAGAUAGCUUUGUGUAUAAUUAUUGAUAUAUUAGUGUCCGAACGAAUAAAAUUAACAUACUAAUAACGCGAACACCACGGUUUUCUAGUGCCCAGCUUAUGUUGUAGACUAGCACCUAAACUUUAUUUGGCGCUCCUAGGUCUUAAAAUUAAUACACACCGCUGUGUUAAAUUAUUCGUGGUAAAUUUUAUUAUUUAGGGGAACAACUUGUUUCGUUUUAGUAGAUAAUUCAUAUUAUAUCUAUUUAUUUAGUUAAUUAAAAGUUAUUUGAAGGCUAGACUACGGAAACUUUAUUUUAAUCGUUACAAGUUCAUCUGGUAAAAUGGAUUGAAUGGCUGACUACAUAAGUAUGCAAUAUCGUUGUUUGGAUAUCAGAAAGGUAGCAAUGUUGUUGGAAUCGCAACUCAAGUAACUUUGAGAUAUAGAUUUUUUGUGUGCAAACUGUCAUAGACGAUGCUUACACCAGCCACUUAGCAAAUGAUGAACUUAUAUUUUCAAUGCUACACAAUAGUAUCUAAAGUGAACUAUCAAAACUAGUCACAAAACUCUGCUUCUAUGGCCGUUUGCAUCGCACCUAGAUGUUGCUAAAUAACAAGAUAGCUUUUAAAAACAUGUUUUCGUUUACUGAUGUGCCUUCUCUGACGUGUAUUUCUUUUAAGCUUGUUUCUUUAGUCCGCUGUUAAUAUUAAAAAUUGAAAAUGUAUAUUUGGUGUUGCAAUAAUGUGUUGGGGAAGGUUGUAGGGGGCGCUGUAGCAGCACUUCUCUGAAUACUCAUUCUAGACGAGGGGUGUUCGUGCCAUGAGGCCCCGGGGGUCACCGUGCCCCGCCGGGGUCGCUAGCCUCCCCGGCCUGAUUCUCGCCGGACAGACAAUCUGAUGGCCGGUACGUUUUCCCACGAGCCGGCAUUAUACGCUCGUUGUAACUAAGGAUUAUUAUAAUUGUAUUAUGGUCUUACAUAUGCAUGGUUAUUUUUUUAGUGCCUAUCUGUAAUUACUUUAUUAAAGACAAAGAUAAUAAAAAAAUAAUGUAAAU
Molecule: messenger RNA, 2561 nt
Organism: Plutella xylostella (diamondback moth)
Lineage: Eukaryota; Metazoa; Arthropoda; Insecta; Lepidoptera; Plutellidae
Gene: Rab11
Product: RAS oncogene family member Rab11
Molecular function (GO): GTPase activity; GTP binding
Source: RefSeq, a predicted model, not a curated record